Acanthisitta chloris (rifleman) is the source of this 777-nucleotide messenger RNA. Its product is annotated as granzyme A-like. Gene Ontology annotation, molecular function: serine-type endopeptidase activity. The transcript has 5 exons. Gene Ontology annotation, biological process: proteolysis. Bases 1 to 777 code for a protein of 258 amino acids. NCBI's taxonomy places the organism in Eukaryota, Metazoa, Chordata, Aves, Passeriformes, Acanthisittidae. The record is from RefSeq and is a predicted model, not a curated record.
AUGGGUGCCUUCCUCACCUUGUAUACCUUUGCUGGUGUCAUUCUCCUGGUAAUUCAUGGAGGUUUGUGUGUGGAUAUCAUUGGAGGAAGUGAAGUACCACCACACUCAAGACCAUUCAUGGCUCUAAUCACAAGAUCUGGAAGUGCAGUUUGUGGAGGAGCUUUGAUCAAGGAAAACUGGGUGUUAACUGCUGCCCAUUGUGAAGUGAAUCAAUGUGAAGUUGUUCUUGGAGCUCAUUCAGUGAAACGACGUGAAAGAGAAAAACAGACUUUUCAGAUUAAAAAACAAAUUCGACACCCAGACUACAAACCCUGUUCCAAAGAAAAUGACCUUAUGCUGCUACAGCUUAGCGGAAGAGCAAAAAUUAAUGCAGCCGUGAAAGUCAUUCAAGUGCCUAACUCAGGGGAUGAUGUCCAACCAGGAACAGUUUGCACAGUAGCAGGAUGGGGACUAACUGACAUUCGUCGAAAAAGGCAUUCUGAUACCCUGAGGGAAGUCAAUGUCACUGUCAUCAAUAGGAAAACCUGCAAUGAUGCAAAGCAUUAUAAUAAGAACCCUGUUAUAACAGAGAACAUGAUUUGUGCAGGGGAUAAGACUGGAAAAAAGGACUCAUGCAAAGGGGAUUCUGGUGGACCUUUAAGAUGCCAGAAUGUGAUGAGAGGCAUCACUGCUUUUGGGAAGCCAAACAAGUGUGGCACUGCUGAUGGCCCUGGUGUCUACACUCGACUCACAAAGCAAUACAUUCAUUGGAUAAAGAAAACCAUAAGGGGAGCCUAA